AGUUAGGCUUGAGGUUUGAGAUCGUGAAACGAAGUAAAAGGUACAUUCUUGUACUAUUUAAGAGAGAAUCAUCCGUUUAAGCACACAUUCAUCCAAUAAAUACAAACAGGUAUUGCAGCAAAGAAGAUGAGUGCAGCUGCACGAUAUUUCCACUCUAGGGCAGUUACCCUUGGCCUCUGUACCAGAAACAACACAAGGCAUUUCAGCACAAGCCUCCCACUGUGUGAACUGAGACAUAUGUCACGGGUCAAUGUAGUGGACAACAGUGACUUAGGCAAAAAUGCCAAGACCUCUGGCAAACCAGCUCGUAUAGUUCAUGUUUAUAAUAAACAAGGGGUUGCAGGUAUUGGAGAUAAAGUUUUACUGGCACUUGAAAAGCAGAAGGUUAAAGGAAUAAUUGUAGGUUGUAAACAGAAGCAGAAGCCAAUGGUUCCAAAGUUUGACAGUAACAAUGUUGUGUUGAUAGAUGAAGAGGACACUCCCAUGGGCUCAAGGAUAAAUGUACCUAUACCAUCAGUGCUACGCAAGAAGGAAGAGCUUGCCAAGAUAUUAGCUAUAUCUUCAAGAUUUGUAUGACACUAGAUCUCAAAGAGAAAACCUGUCAAUAAUUAUUUUAUAGCACCCAAGUGUGUCGAUUGUCAUUACUAGUACUAAGAAUCAGGAGUCAGAACACUGCUUACACUUUUCUCAUUUGGUUUGGUGUAAUACAAUUAUGAAUGUCUAACUUGUUUAAAGAAUUUGGGAAAAGUGGUUAUACAUAUGACAUACUCUUUUUUAGCUACAUGUGAAGCAAGCAUGGAUUCCCUAUAACGCAUACAAACCGCCUCUACCAGUUUCUUAUACCACUGUUAUUCAAAUAAAGUCAACAUAACAAGGGAUAAACCAAAUUAAUCACUUCAUAAAGUUCCAGAGCUUUAAAAUUGCAACUUUUCCUGGUCGUAAAGACCUUAUCCAUCAUUCCAUUUUGUAAAAGUGCGCCAAAUGACGUAAUAAUGCUUGUCGCAUUAUUGUUGCGAGCGCAAUACUAUCAUUUGUAUGACGGGUUGUUGAAAACGACCGAGGGCUAUGAAUAGCACAGAAAGGAAGCAGAAAGUAUCCGUUCAGAUGUCAUCUUUUGGAAAUAUGAAACAAUGUCCUUUGGUAAUUCUUAAAGUUAGGCUAUUUGAAACUUUAUGAUUGCAUUUGGUCGACAAAAAGUUUCAUUUGAAUACAUCAUUCAUGAUAUGUAUUUUGGAUAAUAAUAUAUUGACUUUUUUGUGUUCUUCAAUGCAAAGAAAUUAGAUCCAAGUACCUGACCCACAUCGAACGUUCUCUUGCAACAAGGCUGGAUAUUUUCUUUUCACCUUUGUAUGCUCUCCCCAGAUUUACCAUUUCAGGUGAACCAAAAGUCGUUCCUUCCAUAUGUUUCAAGUUCUCUCAAUGUGGCUGCAUAUGAAGAACAAACCCUGUGACAUAAUAUUGAGUUUCUUUUGAAUAAGACGAAAAUAAGUUCUCUGUAUUUUCAGUGCAUUUUCUGCUUUCUGUGUGUUGUACGCUUGCAAGUGGUUAUCAAUCUUCAUAAAAUUACACCAUGUAAUUUAAUCAUUUCAUCGAUAAACGUAAAAAGAAUGCUCAGGAAUAAUCAAAAUGGAGAUUGGAAUUCUUAUUCCGUAUGACAUCUGAAUUUUUUGUCCCCACUGUAAUUAAUACUUUCAAAUGGCAUUUAAUUGUAAAUUUCUUUGGGAUAUUUUAUUCAUUUGCCAUAGACUACCAAAACUAUUUUUAAAAUACCUAGAUAAUUUGCACAACAUAUACUUGAUAUAUAAAAUAAUGUUAAAAAUAAAAAUUCCUAUUUAGUCUCUGCAUAUGGAGCUGGAUCACACUUAAAAACGAUUGUAAAUGUAGUUUAUGACUCGACACGCCCCUCUAGCUGUAUUUGAUAAACAGUUUGUGUUCGUUCGUUUUCAGUCAGUGAAAUAUCACUAGGAUCCAUGUUUCAAUAAAAGAAAGAUUGUUGGAAGAUGAUGUAAAAAAAGUACCCUCUACCAAGACCACAGAUGGGUUUUUUCAAUAGAUGUUCUCAGACAUGUCUCUUGUUAAUUCAUGGCACUUUUCUCUACUGUACGGAUUAGAGGUGAUUUACCUAUUUACUAUCUUUUGAGUAAUGCCACUACAGCCAAAUAUCACUUCCAUGAUGUUCAUGUGAGAAAUAGAUA
Lingula anatina is the source of this 2195-nucleotide messenger RNA. Its product is annotated as large ribosomal subunit protein uL14m-like. Gene Ontology annotation, cellular component: ribosome; mitochondrion. Gene Ontology annotation, molecular function: structural constituent of ribosome. Lineage: Eukaryota; Metazoa; Brachiopoda; Lingulata; Lingulida; Lingulidae. Gene Ontology annotation, biological process: translation. The record is from RefSeq and is a predicted model, not a curated record.